AUGCGAUAUAAACAAACCCUGUUUGAGAUUAACGUCAAAGGAGCGGGAAAGCUGACCUACCUGGGGUAUGCCAAUGACACCACCCUACUGCUGAAUGGUCGCUCGCAGCUGGGGGAGGCUGAACUGCUGCUCAAGGAGUUCGAGCAGGUGUCAGGGUUGGCGGUUAACUGGGACAAGUCAGUGGUGUUGCCGCUGGGGAGUCAACGGGAUAUACCACCGCCAGCGGACGGAGCCUUUAAAUGGGCGUCGCGCAAUGACCCGGAGCGCUUGCUGGGGGUCUGGAUCACACCGGGGGGGGGACGCAAAGCCGUCAUGGAAGAAGGCGCUGAGCAAGAUGGAAGCGGACCUAAAGAAAUGGGAGGCAGAAUUUCUCACCACCACAACGCGUGUGACGGUGGUCAACGCGUAUGUCAUGCCCAUCGCGCUGUUCCAGGCGCAGAUCUACCCUCCGCCGGACACGAUAUGGGAGGAGCUGAGGAGGCUGUGUCACGCUUUCCUCGGAAGGAAGGGGGGCUUGGGGUGACAAAUCUCAAAGACCGCCUGGACGCAGAGGCGCUUCACUCGCUGGCGCAACUGCUUACGGAGGAGAUGCCACAACGGCGACUGUUGGCGGAACGAGCGGCGAAUUUCCCGCUGUGCUAUGCCUCCCUCCUUGCACACGAGGCGUUGCUAAAGGCAUGGGGCACGGGGAGCGAACGCUGGAAGGCAAUCACGGCUGCGGCAAUGUCAUCGCCGGUCGUCCGGAACCUGACGGUCGGGAGCAGAUGGGACAUUGAGAAGGAACGAGUGCUUUUCAACAGGCAUAUCCUGCGUGAUGGCGGGCACCCUUUCGGGCGGCGAAAAGGUGACGAGGCCUUCCACGAGAUUAUGGUGGGGGACGUGCUCAUGAAGUGGGCAGACGACACAAGAAGCUGGAAAUCAACUGAACGAUUGGCGCGGGACCUGGGCAGCAAGUGUGAAAACUAG
This is a messenger RNA of Closterium sp. NIES-65, 966 nucleotides long. Lineage: Eukaryota; Viridiplantae; Streptophyta; Zygnematophyceae; Desmidiales; Closteriaceae. The record is from the annotation of a GenBank genome assembly.